AUGAGUCGGACAUAUGUAGCCGUCCUUGGUGUCGGCGGUGUAGGCAAAGCCUUCCUCUCCCAACUCUCCCUUCUCCCAGAUCACCUCCGACCGGCCCUCAUCUUCCUCUCUCGCUCUUCGAAGAAUAUUGUCUCCAAAGACUACGAACCCAUACAGAUCUCGCAAUACCCGUCAAGUCUCGCGUCGUCCUCUUCUCCAGUCCUCAAGCUCCCAGAAGUUGCCCAAUUUCUCUCGAAUGCCCCAGGCCGCUCGAUUGUCGUGGACAACACGAGCAGCCAAGAUGUCGCAGAAGCAUACCCUAGUUUCCUCAGCAAGGGCAUCUCAGUGGUGACGCCGAACAAAAAGGCAUUCUCCAGCAGCUAUGGCUUGUGGGGGGACAUCUUCUCCGCCGCAUCCAGCACGAAUGCAAUGGUCUACCAUGAAUCAUCUGUUGGAGCUGGCCUACCCGUCAUAUCCACUCUGAAAGACCUCGUCGCAACAGGCGACCAAGUAACAAGGAUCGAAGGAGUCUUCUCCGGCACCAUGUCAUACCUCUUCAACACGUUCUCGCCAGCCGACAAUGAGCCAAGUGGAAGUUGGAGCGAGAUCGUAGCCAAAGCCAAGGAGGCAGGUUUCACAGAACCCGACCCAAGAGAUGAUCUGAAUGGUAUGGACGUUGCGAGAAAACUUACAAUUCUGGCCAGAAUAGCCGGUCUCAAAGUUGAAGGACCCACCAGCUUCCCAGUGCAGAGCCUGAUACCCAAGGAGCUGGAAAGUGCAAGCUCCGCCGAGGAAUUCAUGAGCAAGCUACCCGAUCACGACAAAGAUAUGGAGAGAUACAAGAAGGAAGCCAAAUCGGCUAACAAGGUGGUGAGAUACGUUGGCUCAAUUGAUGUAGCGUCCGGGGCAGUGAAAGUAGGUUUGCAAAUGGUGGAAUUGGGCACUCCAACGGCCAGUCUAAGGGGCAGUGACAACCUUAUCUGCUUCUACACGCAGCGGUACGGCGCGAAUCCGUUGGUCAUUCAGGGCGCGGGUGCAGGUGCAGAAGUCACAGCUAUGGGCGUGACGGCAGAUCUGCUCAAAGUGGUGGAACGGCUGCGAUAG
Molecule: messenger RNA, 1083 nt
Organism: Endocarpon pusillum Z07020
Lineage: Eukaryota; Fungi; Ascomycota; Eurotiomycetes; Verrucariales; Verrucariaceae
Product: Homoserine dehydrogenase
Exons: 2
Coding region: 1-1083 (360 amino acids)
Biological process (GO): aspartate family amino acid biosynthetic process; L-homoserine biosynthetic process
Molecular function (GO): NADP binding; homoserine dehydrogenase activity; aspartate kinase activity
Source: RefSeq, a predicted model, not a curated record